GAGUUUUCUUGUUAAAGUUAUGUCCCCCGCUCCCUCCCUGCAGGCGGGAUCGAGCCGGGUGCUGUACGACCUCCUGCCCGUGGUGUCGUUCCGGGGCUGGCCUGCCGUGGCUCAAGGCUGGCUGACGGCCAACCACUUCUGGGAUGGUAAAAUCACAGAGGAGGAAGCCAUAUCGGGCUUCUAUCUGCUUCCCUGCUGCUCCCCGCUGGGUGGCCGGCCCGACAGGGAGUGGAGGCUGGCAUUCUCCCGCAGUGAGGUUCAGUUGAAGAAGUGCAUCCCGUACCCCAUGGCCCAGGCUUUCCAAGCAGCGAAGGCUGUGUUGUCCCGUAUCCUCUCCCGACCUCGCCGUGGCCUCAGCCUCUAUCAUCUGCGUACCCUCCUCUUCUGGGCCUGCGACCGACUUCCAGCCUCCUACCUGUCGUGCUCUGACCCCGACACCGCCGGCCGCCUCAUCCUAGGUCUCCUUGAUGACCUCGGUCAUUGCAUCCUGGGUAAAAACUGCCCGAACUACUUCCUGCCCCAGUGCAACAUGCUGGAGCACCUCACAGACAGCCAGGCGCUGCUCGUCGCCAGGAAGCUCGCCCACCUGCGAUCAGAUCCCAGCGAGCACCUGCGGGCAGCCCUGCAUCAGGCCCAGCAGGCGGGGCAGCUGAAGAAGGAGCUAACAGCUAGCACCAACGGCCACGGGUCCCCCGGGCACAACCCAGCCAGCGGCAUCAUCUCCCCGUCGGAGGACAAGCUGGCGCAGCGACUGCAGCAGCUGGUCACUGAGAACCCUGGGAAAUCCAUAUCAGUCUUUCUCAACCCUGAUGAUGUCACCAGGCCGCACUUCCGCAUCGAUGACAAGUUUUACUGACAUGUUUUGACGUGUGGGAAUGUGUUUAGCUAACAAACACGGCCUAAAAAUGACGUCAAAGGGUGAGAGGAAUACAAAUCAGGCAUGGAACUGAACACACUCCUCAACAACGCCUUGCUGCUGACUCUUUAAACCAAAAACAAAUGUCCUACUAAUGACGUCACAACAGACAUGAUGUCACCAAGCUGUUGCCACGGAGAUGGCCCUCUCCUAACGAGCUGGCCUUAACGAGACUAAUCAGCUGGUGCUACAAAGACAAGGGCCGGCUUUAGUCUUGUGAAACAAGUCCAGUGGAACUCAAAACAAAAAGUGUGUGUGUGUGUGUGUGUGUGUGUGUGUGUGUGUGUGUGUGUGUGUGUGUGUGUGUGUGUGUGUGUGUGUGUACGCCUAAGGGUUUUCACAUAUUACUUCUUAAGAUGGAGAGAAAAGCUCCUUGAUUGCUGCGUUUCUCCCUCCCGUUUGUUUUGGAUCAGCAAUGGCUGGAAAACAAGGUGUGGCUGAUGUAACUGAAUGUAAUGUUGUGAGGAGAGUCUCUUUUCUCUGUCGACUACAGUUUAGCCCACUUAUUUUUCCACCCCCAAGCCACCAUUUAUCUUUUUCAUUUAAAAAAUUAUCAUUCUCAGGUAUUCAUAGUACUUAUCAUUUUUGUAUGUAUAUGAUUCAUUUAAGGUCUUAAUCUAUGUUUCAAUGCCUCUUACAUUUCAUUGGGUAGUGGAAUGUACCAAAGAGCUGCGUUUGUGCGGUUUUGCAAAGAGAAACGUACAUCUUAUUUUGAUGAGUCAUGGUCAGAAUGUUAAUCAACCUUUUCUCCUUCUGAAGGUCUGGUCACUACAGCAGCUACAACGCAACACUGUGGCAAAAAUCAAUAAUUCCAAUGGAAUCAGUGCAGAAGUUGGACUUGAUAAUAAGUUUAAAACAGGGAUUUAUGACAGUUAUACAACAGGUGUCGUUGGUACGAAUACGUCUCUUGAAAAUACUGACUCGUUGUCCUGUUAGCGGCAAAGCUAAUGAGUUUUGCUUAUGAUUAGCUCUAGCCCCCCCCUCUAUAUUGGAAUCCUUUAUUGAUUAAAACUAUUUCAGAUCUUGAGAACAAGGCACAGAGCAAGUGGAAAUAAGCUGAGUUAUCUAUCUGUCAAUAAUCACUCCCAGAGUUUUUACAUUUAUUGAUUAUUUACUGUUUUGAUGAAAAGAACAAAAUGGCAAAUAAUAACCCCUUGCCAAAUGUUCUUUUAUUCUCCUUUCUCAAUGAUGGUUAAUUGACUGCAUUUGUGUUUCAGAUUGUUGAUUAGCUAAACAAGUAAUUUGAAGACACCACUAUGGGCUCCGUGACAUUUUACACAAACAAAAGUUACCAAUAAUGAAAACGUACUUUGCUGUGCUACCUUCUGCCGUGACCAGGCCUCGGAAAACGGUUGACACUGAAAAGGAUGGGAAUGUAAAAUGUACUAAACUUGCUAAUUAUAUUAUAAUACAAUUUAUAUCUUGUAUUGUACUAAGAUGUAAGGGUUGCUACAUUAUACGUGAAACCCUUGGAGCUUUUUCAAGUUCUGUUCCCCUACCUGAGCGGACAUUUUGGUCUUUUGUGUUUGGAGUGUUAAGGUAGGCCCUUUAUAAGGGAUCUAGAAAAUAUAUAUUGAGAUACGAGGAAUCUAAUUAUGAGUGUACUGGGCAAAAACACAGGUCUCGAAUCAGGACUUUGGCUAUUUAUCACGACUAAUUCAAAACGGCCCGGGACAUCUUCAUCUAUUAACUUUCCGUUUAAGUUUUGUUUGUCUCUCGAUUUUGGAAACUGGUUCCAACCUGAGUGAUUCUGAUAAUUGUCCCCCGUUUCCUCUGCAUGGUUGGACUUUUUUAAUGAGCUUUGCGUGUGUGUGUGUGUGUGUGUGUGUGUGUGUGUGCGUGUGUGUGUGUGUGUGUGCACCCAGAGACGAGGCACACAGCAGGACGCAGACAAACACCCAGAUGCUGCCCGCUGAAUUUCACCCUCAGUGGGUGCGUGUUAGUCGCUGCGCCCUAUCGUUGCUCAGCAGACGGGUAUCAUCCACAGGGGGACGGGGGGAGGACAGGCCUAUCUCUGCUCCUUUGAAGAUGGAAGACAGGCCUUGCGGGGCCUGGACAGCUGCCUCUUUCUCCUGUAUUCUGCUUUCUCUCACACUUUUUUUGCUCCUCUUCCUCCCUCCUAACACCCACAUAUCUCCUCACAGGGUUGGCUUCUUUAUUUUUUUUAAGAUCCAGAGCAGCAAAAACUAUUCUAAUCUUAUGUUUACACUCUUUACACCAAUUUGAUUAGGAGUUAUAAAGCUAGUUAAUGGUGCAGUGGAGACAUAAUAGUAACCAGACGAGCAUUAAUGUCAAUUUUUUGUGUCUUAAUGCAAGUCAUUUGAGACAAAGUUGACAAAGUUGCUGCAAUAUUUGUGCAAAGGCAAGAUUUAAAAGCUACAUGAUUGGUUACAGUUUAUUUUAAAUGUUAACGUGGUGAUGGUUAAUUCAUUUAAAGCUGCUGGUGUUUUCUAUUAGAACAUCUGCUCUAAAAUCUCAUGUGCUUACUACUGAAUGAUUUUUUUUUUUUACUGCAUCCAUCUGUUCUGAUGUGUAUGAAUUGAAAACCAAAGUGUGUUGUUGAGACGUUGCAGAAUGUGUGUGUCCGUUAGAAUUUUCAGCACUUUUUCCGAGACAGGCUCAAAUAUCAAAUAACUUUAAGACAGAAGAAAUGCAGCAUUUAUUUAUUUAUCGGAAAUGUAAAAGGUACCUUCUCAUUGCCUCUGUUAUGUUCGACUGAGUAUCAGUUGUGUGUCUCACUUUUUACCUUAUUGGGCCUAGUUAGAGAUUACUAAUGUAAACACUGGAAAGAAUCACAAUAUUAAAAUGUACGGUGUCAGUUUUUAGAUAUGCAAUCAAUCCUUCUACUCUAAUUCCAACUGUAAUAGUGAAAGGGUAUCUGCUGUCCAGGGGUUGCAUGAUGACACUCCCAAACAUCUGUUUUCCUUGCUGAAACCUCUGAUGAUUAUUUUUCUGAUUCUGCGCAUAAAUAACUGACUGAAUACGAUGAAUGUAUCCAACAUAUCUCCAAUCUGUUCCCCCCUGGAGGCUCACCGCUAUCUGCACCGAUACACUCCGAUCCGAUAAGAGUCUGUUCUGAAUCACUCCACACUUUGAGAAAUGUCCUAUCUCUGUUAUUACUUGAGGUCUUUUCUUUUUUAAUAAGUGCAAAUUAUUUUCUCUAUCAUGAUAUGCUGUAUUUAUUACUGUUAUUUUCUGGGGGUUUAUAUUGAUCAAGCUUUAGCAUGGAAUAAAUCACUACAUUUCAAAUCA
This is a messenger RNA of Notothenia coriiceps (black rockcod), 4168 nucleotides long. Its product is annotated as protein MB21D2. The coding region runs from base 20 to 856 and encodes 278 amino acids. Lineage: Eukaryota; Metazoa; Chordata; Actinopteri; Perciformes; Nototheniidae. The record is from RefSeq and is a predicted model, not a curated record. The transcript is spliced from 2 exons.